GUUGUAUAAUCAGGCAACAUGGCCGCGUCCAUGAGACUGCUGGUCCGGAGGGCGAUCCGUCUUACUCACAGAAACAUUAACGUAACCACUGCGGGGGCUUCAGGUCAAACGGGCUGCUGUUGUUUCAGCGAUGCAGCCGGAGACAGAAGUACACAUUUUGGUUUCGAAACGGUGCCAGAGACCGAAAAGGCGAAGAGAGUGUAUAAGGUGUUUGAGAAUGUGGCACAGAAGUAUGACGUCAUGAAUGACGCCAUGAGCCUGGGGGUCCAUCGCUUGUGGAAGGACAUGCUGCUGCAUGUGAUGCAUCCGCAGCCAGGGGUGCGGCUCCUUGAUGUUGCGGGAGGGACAGGUGACAUUGCCUUCCGUUUCCUGGAGUAUGUUCGCUCUCAGCAAGAGCGGCAGAGGAGAAGAGCGACACGGUCCAUGCAGACGCCUUCAUGGCAGGACAUUUCUGAUAACUAUUCCAAUGAGAACGGGGAGGAGUCUAAGGAAUCCCGUGCUGUGGUUUGUGACAUCAACAAAGAGAUGCUGAAAGUGGGCAAGCAGAAAGCCGACAGCAUGGGGAUGGGCACUGGUCUGUCGUGGGUGGUUGGGGAUGCAGAGGAGCUGCCUUUUGAUGAUAAUCAAUUUGAUAUUUACAGCAUCGCUUUUGGAAUACGAAACGUCACGCAUAUAGAGCAGGCACUGCAGGAGGCUCUGCGGGUCCUGAAGCCUGGUGGAAGGUUCAUGUGCUUAGAGUUCAGCAAAGUUACAAAUCCUGUUUUGGCAAGGCUUUAUGACGCUUACAGUUUCCAGAUGAUCCCAGUUUUGGGAGAAGUGAUCGCUGGAGACUGGAAGUCUUACCAGUAUCUGGUAGAAAGCAUCCGCAAGUUCCCUGACCAGGAGGAGUUUAAAGGAAUGAUUGAGGAUGCAGGGUUCUACUGUGUACAAUACUACAACCUCACUGGUGGCGUUGUGGCUCUCCACUCUGGUUUCAAGUUGUGAGAUGCACCUUGUAAAAAAAACAAAGCUACUAAGAAAAGAUUGGCUCUAAGUUUCAGGCUUUUCUGCCCAAAGGACAAACUGUCUGCUGAGAAAUCAUUUAUAGAUUUGUGACUCCUCUCUGCACAAUGACAAAGUCAGAAGUAACUGUAUUUAUUGAAAGUUUCUUCCCUGUUUUCGGCUUACCUAUCAAUUUUGAAAACUGCACUUAAUACUGAUAGAAGUGUAAAGAAAGCAACAACCACACUUAUGGUGCUUUCAUAAUAGCACUGAAUUUUUCACUCAGACUUUAUGAAAGUUGCUCCUGCCAGACCCCUGGUAUAUUUUCUGCAGAAAGUCCAGGAGAACAACCGCAGACUGUUCACGCUUGACGGUUAUGAUAUCUGUUCUCCAUCAUGUUCUUCUCCUCUCUUUUUUUCGAUAUUGUGAUUCUGUUGAGCAUAGCAUUGAUAAAGGUGCAUGUCUGAACAACCAGAUCAGGUGGAAUUCAGGGGCAGUCUGAGGGAAAUUCUCCAGAAAUGUGCGGAUGGGAAAACAGCUGACAUAAGAUUUCAGAACCUGUGGUGUCGGUAUGAAGCCAACUUGCCAUGAGUGAAAUCAUCAGUAAAGAAGCUUUUGAAUAUUUUUUGUAAAUGAAUAAUAAAAUAUUUAAAACUUGAAA
This is a messenger RNA of Labrus bergylta (ballan wrasse), 1642 nucleotides long. RefSeq names its product coenzyme Q5, methyltransferase (gene coq5). The record is from RefSeq and is a predicted model, not a curated record. Gene Ontology annotation, molecular function: methyltransferase activity. Lineage: Eukaryota; Metazoa; Chordata; Actinopteri; Labriformes; Labridae. Gene Ontology annotation, biological process: ubiquinone biosynthetic process.